AUGCAAAUGCAGCUGGGUGGUUUGCUAGACAUGUUUGGUGAUCAUCACGCAGGCCAUCACGGUUUGGCACAGGGAAGCUUUGAGGUGCAUGACGAUCACCAGUCGCGUGUUCUCAUCACUGCCACUUUGCCUGGCUACGAGCUUGGCGCCAAGAGCAGUGAGAAGCCUCUCUCAGUCCGAGCAGUUGGAAGGUCGCUUGUGAUAAGUGGCACACAUCGACAAGGUCCGUUGAUCAGCCAGUGGCAGCGGGUCUUCUCCGUGCCGAAGGGGUGCGACAUGAAAAACGUGUCGGUCACGUACAACUCGGGGAGUGGCAACCUGACAGUUGUAGUCCCUCGGAGCAACGUGACUGCGCUUGCCGAUGAGGAGGAGUCCGAUGACGAUGAUGACAUGAUGAACCUGCCGCCGGCUUUGCGGGCGCUCAGGAGUGGCCUGCCAGGCCUCAUGGAUCAAAUGGCCGGAGUGCAGGUUUUUGCUGAUCGCUUGCAUUUUGUGCUAUGUUGCGCUAUGUUGCGCUGUGUUUCGUUGCCAUUUCAGUCCAAGAGGGCUCAGUCCCCACUUGUGGGGUCACUUCAUGGCGAUGUGGCGUCAGCCAUCGGCAAGCAGGUUGAGCAGAUGAUCCUUCAGGCAAAGAAGGAUUCAGAGCAACGCGUGAGGCAUGAGCUCAACGUCGCACGAACGCAGCUGCAGCAGAUGGAGGCACACAUCACUGAGCUGUCCCAGCGCCUGGAACGCUGUGUGCGACUGAACACUUCAGGUUCACCUGACCCCUCUGUGACGGUUGACCGAGCUUUUCUGAGUCAAAAGAUCAAGCAGCUGGAACAGAAGUGGGGGUCAGAGGUGAAAGCUUUGAAGCAGGAUUUGCAUCGAACGAUCUUGGCUCAUAACCACAAUUCGGACCUGAUGCGACACCAUCGAGAUGCUCUUGACGAGGCGAGACGAAAAUUGGAUGCGCAACCAGCGCCUAAAGCAGAGCAGGUGGACGCACAGAUUGAGAAGGUGGACCGUAUGUUGCGGGCCGGGGCAGCGAAGCAGCGUGCCUUGGAUGCCCUCACUGAACGGCUCACGCAGCUAGAGACACAGGCCGCUUCCCUGUUCCCAACAUCAGUGGCAAGCGUGCCACCAGGCUUGGCAGCAGCACCUGCUGUGCCGAAGAAAGGAACCAAGAAGGAAGGAGAACUGCCGAGUCAGGAAGAGGUUCGUGCCAUGUUCGAAAAGGCUGCUCGUGGUGAAGGCGCUAGUAGCUUCAAUGCGGAGGCGCCAGUUUUCAUUCCGCGCUCGGCGGCUGCUGAUCUGGAUGCGGGUUCACCUGGAAAGGAUGCGGCUGAUACGGCACCAGAUGAAUCCGCAGAGGCACCUGAAGCAGAUGAAUCGGCAGAGGUUGCAGAAGCAGAGGAACCGGCAGAGGUGCCGGAAGGAGAAGAAGCGGCAGAGGAACCGGCAAAGGUGGCAACGGCAGAAUAA
Messenger RNA from Cladocopium goreaui, 1464 nucleotides. Lineage: Eukaryota; Dinophyceae; Suessiales; Symbiodiniaceae. The record is from the annotation of a GenBank genome assembly.